AUGACCAAAGAGACGACCCCGCCACCCCAAGAGAAAUCCCUCCCCGCGCACAAUCCGCCUUCCCUGCCUGCCUCCCCGCUGCCGAAACGAUCAAAGCCUGACACAAUGACUUCCGCCCCCGUUACCUCGAUCCAGCAGCCGCUGCCCCCGCUGCUUGUUAAGAAGCUUGUUGAGUCUGCCCAGGCUCCGACUCGCGGAUCGGCUUUUGCUGCUGGGUACGAUAUCUACGCUGCGAAGGAGACUGUCAUCCCCGCUAAGGGCAAGAGCGCUGUUGACACCGGUAUUGCUAUUGCUGUACCCGAGGGAACUUACGGCCGCAUUGCUCCCCGUAGCGGCCUUGCUGCUAAGCACUUCAUUGACACCGGUGCUGGUGUCAUUGAUGCUGACUACCGCGGUGAGGUCAAGGUGCUUCUGUUCAACCACUCUGACGUCGACUUCCCGAUCAAGGCGGGUGAUCGUGUUGCCCAGCUGGUUCUGGAGCGGAUCUACACCCCUGAAGUGAGCGUUGUCGAGGAGCUGGAGGAGAGUGUCCGUGGUGCCGGUGGAUUCGGUAGCACUGGCAUUUAA
This is a messenger RNA of Penicillium hordei, 567 nucleotides long. RefSeq lists its product as uncharacterized. The record is from RefSeq and is a predicted model, not a curated record. Gene Ontology annotation, biological process: dUMP biosynthetic process; dUTP catabolic process. NCBI's taxonomy places the organism in Eukaryota, Fungi, Ascomycota, Eurotiomycetes, Eurotiales, Aspergillaceae. Gene Ontology annotation, molecular function: magnesium ion binding; dUTP diphosphatase activity. The transcript has 3 exons. The coding region runs from base 1 to 567 and encodes 188 amino acids.